UCAAAAUCAAAAGUGAACAAUUUCCCUUAAAUCCUCCUUCCCUCUUUAACUCUCCUUCUUCUUUCUUGCCGGUGUGCCUGCCACCUAGUUAUGUAACUGUGUACAUGUAUUUGAAGUGUUUCCUGCCUGUCUGUGUUGGCAUCUGAUUGAGUGAGGAGCCGCUUCUUCUUCUUCUUCUUCUCCGGGCGUCCUCUGCGUCCGACCAUGGCGUCCGUGUACAGCGGCUCCCACACCUUGAGCAAGGAUGAUGUGAACUACAGGAUGCAUUUCCGAAUGAUAAACGAGCAGCAGGUUGAGGAUAUCACCUUAGACUUUUUCUACAAGCCACACACUAUAACGCUGCUGACGUGCACGGUGCUCAGUUUGAUGUAUUUCGCGUUUGCCAGAGAUGAUGGAAAUCCUGACAAUAACGUCUGGGUGGGGCUCAUUCUGGUCAUCUCCUUCUUCCUUGUCAUCAGCGUUUUGGCAUUUCCAAAUGGUCCAUUCACCAGACCACAUCCAGCAAUAUGGAGAAUAGUUUUCGGUCUGAGUGUCCUGUACUUCCUGUUCCUGGUAUUCAUCAUCUUCCUCAACUGGCAGCAGGUGAAGCAGCUGAUGUAUUGGCUGGAUCCGAACCUUCGCUACGCCAAAAGAGAGGCGGAUAUAAUGGAGUACGCUGUGAACUGCCAUGUCAUCACCUGGGAGAGAAUCCUGAGCCAUUUUGACAUUUUUGCAUUCAGUCAUUUUUGGGGUUGGGGAAUGAAGGCUCUUCUCAUUCGAAGCUAUGGCCUGUGCUGGACCAUCAGUAUUACCUGGGAGCUCACUGAGCUGUUCUUCAUGCAUCUGUUGCCUAACUUUGCCGAAUGCUGGUGGGACCAAGUGAUUCUGGAUAUUCUGCUGUGCAAUGGAGGGGGAAUCUGGCUUGGCAUGACUGUCUGCCGCUUUUUGGAGAUGAGGACCUACCACUGGGCCAGUAUCAAGGACAUCCACACCACCACAGGGAAGAUCAAACGGGCUGUGUUGCAGUUCACCCCUGCAAGCUGGACCUACGUACGCUGGCUCGACCCAAAGUCUUCCCUGCAGCGAGUGAUGGGCGUCUAUCUGUUCAUGAUCAUCUGGCAGCUAACAGAGUUGAACACAUUCUUCCUGAAACACAUUUUCGUCUUUCCUGCGAGCCAUGCUCUCAGCUGGUGUCGAAUCCUGUUCGUCGGUAUCAUCACCGCUCCGACAGUAAGGCAGUAUUACGCGUAUCUCACAGACACACAGUGCAAAAGAGUUGGGACUCAGUGCUGGGUGUUUGGGGCAAUAGCUUUCCUGGAGGCACUGGCGUGUAUUAAGUUUGGACAGGACCUCUUCUCAAAAACACAGAUCCUGUAUGUGAUCCUCUGGCUGCUGUGUCUGGCCUUCAUUACAUUCCUCUGCCUAUAUGGUAUGGUGUGGUAUGCAGAAACAUAUGGUCCAAGGCAAAAGAGCCUCUCAGAAUGCGAGGACAGUAAUUACACAGAUUCUCCUGACCACGUGUCAGAGGAAUUUAAAGGAGAGACUGACGUAGAAGACGACAGCCCUGUCACCAGACGGAGGGGGAGGGGCUCGGGAACGACCAAAUCCAUCAACGGCCUCGACGGCCAGUAGGAGCUGGGGCCAGAGGCUGCUGGGUGACUCCUGGAUGCAGUCUAAAGAGAGCCAAGCGCGAAGUGUUACAGGUUGAAAAGAGGGUAAAGAUAUGACCACUUCCUGGUGCAGUUGAAGUCUAGGAACCCCCCCACCACCCCCCACCACCUACAUACAGCGGAGGGAGUGGAGACAGAAGUGGAUGAACAGGUCCAUGCAGUGUUGUUAGGAGUGCAUAGUGGCUGAGACUACAGAGAUGCACACUAUAUAUUGUGUGCUGUAGUUGUGAAUGCUCCUAAACCACUGAUCACGAGUUUCUCUGUGUGUGAAUGAGUGUAAGGAAGAGCAGUGUUUAAUGUGAGUAUGUGUAUGUGUGUGUGUGUUUGAAAGAAAGUGGUGGUAAUAAAAACUGCCAGUUCUAAAUGUGACUGCAUGUUCAUUGUAGCUGAUAAACUAUAAUUUACAAACAUUUAUCCUAUGAUACCGUAUCAUUGAUGUACAUAUGUCUGGUUUUUACACCAGCCUUAACUUCAGUAUGUUGGUUCAAUGCAUUUCAAUGUUGAAAGCCAUUAUGAAGAGUUUAUCACUUUAAUUGGAGCCUCUUAUGUUUAUAGCACAGAAAGUCUUUUUGUUUUUUUUUUAGGAGUACCUAUCAUCGACGAUCUAUUUACAUCAUAGAUGUUCACUAUUUCGUGUUUUUAACUUGAAUGUGGGCAGGAAUUCAAUGCAAGACAGCUUUGGCUCGGUAGAAUCAUCGACUGAUGUGUGACCUGUAACAAAGCAAAGCACACAGUUUAAGCACUUUGCAGAAUGUUUUCUUGAAUAUACUGUACAUUUCGUAAUGUUUGAGUAUUUUGUGAAUCAUCGUGACCCUGAGUGAUUUUACUUUCCCUGUCCAUCUGUGGCUGCUAUCGUUUUUAUUUUUAUUUUGUACUGAUUGAUGAGAGAGGGCAAUUAUUCAAACUCCUGCAUGCGUCGGCGGGUUUCUCCUGCUUGUGUGUGCAGACGGCUUUCUUUUACUGUUUUUUGGAUAUAUUGCAUUUGCAUGGCUGUGUCAAAUCAAAUCAAGCGUGUAUGUAGAUGUUACGAUAUAUUACACCGCACAGCAGGACACCAGUAUUGUUACGUUCACGUCUUUCACUGUCACUGUAAUGUUUUAAUUCACCCCUUGUGCCUGUUUGCAUGUUUUUUUUUUGUUUUGUUUUUUUUUUUAUUAUUAUUAUUCCUAACUUUGUAUUACGACUGAAUUUGAGCUUUUUGUUUUGAAUUCUUUUUGGCUUUGGUUGCAGUUUUGAAGACUUCAUUUCAUUUGCUCUGUCCAUCUCAAUACAAAUACAGUAUAUGUCUCAUAAUCCUUGACAAUCCAGACAUUGACCUCUGUGGAAUGGACCAGGCUCCCGUGCUGCAGUAGACACUAUAAAUGGUACACCAUCUCUGGAUUUAGAUGUCAUUUGCCAAAAACAAUUCCGCUGAAAACGACUUGUGCUGUUCUUUUUCACUGUGAAAUAACUAAACAUUAAAAUGUUUUACAUUUCCUCUAAAAA
Molecule: messenger RNA, 3134 nt
Organism: Mugil cephalus (flathead mullet)
Lineage: Eukaryota; Metazoa; Chordata; Actinopteri; Mugiliformes; Mugilidae
Gene: ptdss1a
Product: phosphatidylserine synthase 1a
Exons: 13
Coding region: 205-1611 (468 amino acids)
Biological process (GO): phosphatidylserine biosynthetic process
Molecular function (GO): L-serine-phosphatidylethanolamine phosphatidyltransferase activity
Source: RefSeq, a predicted model, not a curated record